AUGGUCUACGAUUGGGCUGGGAAGCGGGAAAUCUGCUACCAGAUGUACAUCGAAGAAAAGAAGCCGCUGGAGGAAAUCAUGGAGUAUAUGCGGACCGCCUACCAGUUCGCGCCCAGUAAGCGCGCAUUUCAAACCCAGUUCAAGCGAUGGGAGUUCCCAUCCAAGCAGAAUCCAGCACACAAGAAUGUCGAUUUGGUCGUCCGCGUGAAGAACCUCUGGGAAAAGAACACCAGUCAGCGGGAUAUGCUUCGCAUACUGAACGAAGAAGGCUUUGAGAUAAAAGAGAGGGAGUUGAUGCGAGUGCGCGCGAAGAAUCGUUGGCUAUUGCGGGUUCCCAAUGGGAUGAAGUCCCAUCCCAAUGCCGAGGUGGAGGCAGUGAACCCCGAAGAUGAGGGGCUCCUUGCCUUGCAGCAGGAGGUUUAUAAGGUUCAGAGCGCACUGGAUGAUCCGGACGCGCUUCCAAAUGAGCCCGAUUCUGAGCGACGGACGUCCGAGUCCCACGCUCUGUCGCCCGAGGUCAUUGCAAAAAGGCAGGAGCGACUGGAUCGCCUCAAGACAGAAAGUGCAGAGCGUUGGGCUUCUAGGAAACGUCGUCGUCGCACCCGAGGCUGGGCUGGUUUACCGGCUGACCCCCCUGGACCUCCCCGCUUCCCUUCAGAGACGACUAUUGAUGAGAGCAAGCAAUAUCUCAGUCUCGACAAUAACAUGUACCGCCAGACUAGGGAUCAUUUCCAGCGAAUAUGCGAAGAAGCCGGGUUUAUAAAGAAAACAGCGGCUGGUCCUGAGAGAUGGCAGGCUGCAAAGGACAAAUUGAUCCAAGAAUCCCCACAUUUACAACAGGUCUUCAAUGCCGAUCCGGCCCAACGUGAUGCAAAGGUACUUGCGCUUGACGUUGUUUGUACCGAUGUUACAAAACGGAUGCGAACCCUGGAGAGGCGGAUGACUAUCGCAGAAGCAAAAAACGCAUUAGGAGUCAACCCGGAAGAGAGCCGACAGAUUCGAAAUGCUUUCUACGACACAUUGAAAGUCGACCAUUUUACCAGCAAAUUGGAGGCCGGAGACGAACACUGGCGCGAGCUGAAAGACCAAUGGAUCGCGAACUCGGAGUUACUACAGCGCAUACUCGCCCCUGGGCAAACCGAUCCAGAUCAUGCCAACAAACUAAAGGCCCUGGAGGUGCUUUGUCGCGAUGUCAUGAAGAGACUGCGAGAUGAUCAAACCAAACGUGAUCCAGCCCGCAAGAGAUCUACGGGACGCGCCGAGUCUCGCAACCCCACUCCCACAAAUACAAAUACCGCGAUGGGCAAUAUGCUGGGCAAUGAAAUUAGCAAUGGGAUCAGCACGCUGGCCUCUCAAGCCCUGGCCAGUGCGCCGAUCGCCGCCACUGAGAUUGGAGAUAUGCAAAUUGAUCCUUCUCUUCUCCAAGCAGCCAACGAUCCGUCAUUCACAAAUCCCCAUGGAAAUGGUACCUUCGAGUACGUGGGCACUAUGCUAAGCUCCGAAAUACAAAAUACCCCCGUCUACUUCCAGAUUGGUCCAUCGUCAGAGACGGCGAAGCCAUGGCUCGAGAAGCUUACUACCUGCACGGUGGAAGAACUCCGCCAGCUGAUCGACGCGAGGUAUCCCUAUUCUAUCAUUUCCAGAAUCGAGGGCAUUGACAGGGAUGGAGACGGGCACGAGAUCCCGUUCUCUAUCGAAGAGGAUCAUGACUUGGAUGCUUACUUGACCCAUGUGCAUGGAAGGAGGGCUCUACUUGUAUUUACUAUCUGA
Molecule: messenger RNA, 1770 nt
Organism: Penicillium olsonii
Lineage: Eukaryota; Fungi; Ascomycota; Eurotiomycetes; Eurotiales; Aspergillaceae
Source: the annotation of a GenBank genome assembly